CCCUCCAGAGCCCUGACCCCUGACCCCUUGGAGCCUGAGGACUCUGCUCCCUGGGGCGGCUUCCAGCUCAGGCCGCCCCUGCCCGCAAUGGCCGUCCUCCCUCUGCUCCUCUGCCUGCUGCCGCUGGCCCCUGCCUCGUCUCCGGCGCAGCCAGCCACUCCCAGCCCGUGUCCCCGCCGCUGCCGCUGCCAGACACAGUCCCUGCCCCUCAGCGUGCUCUGCCCGGGGGCAGGCCUCCUGUUCGUGCCCCCCUCGCUGGACCGCCGGGCAGCCGAGCUGCGCCUGGCGGACAACUUCAUCGCGGCCGUGCGCCGCCGCGACCUGGCCAACAUGACCGGCCUGCUGCAUCUGAGCCUGUCGCGUAACACCAUCCGCCAUGUGGCAGCCGGCGCCUUUGCUGACCUGCGCGCCCUGCGGGCCCUGCACCUGGACGGAAACCGGCUGACCUCGCUGGGCGAGGGUCAGCUGCGCGGCCUGGUCAACUUGCGCCACCUCAUCCUGAGCAACAACCAGCUGGCGGCCCUGGCGGCCGGCGCCCUGGACGACUGCGCAGAGACACUCGAGGAUCUCGACCUGUCCUACAACAACCUGGAGCAGCUGCCCUGGGAGGCCUUGGGCCGCCUGGGCAACGUCAAUACGUUGGGCCUCGACCACAACCUGCUGGCCUCCGUGCCUGCUGGUGCCUUUUCCCGCCUGCACAAGUUGGCACGGCUGGACAUGACCUCCAAUCGCCUGACCACCAUCCCGCCCGACCCGCUCUUCUCCCGCCUGCCGCUGCUGGCCAGGCCCCGCGGCUCCCCUGCCUCCGCCCUGGUGCUGGCCUUCGGCGGCAACCCCCUGCACUGCAACUGCGAGCUGGUGUGGCUGCGGCGGCUGGCCCGGGAGGACGACCUGGAGGCCUGCGCCUCCCCACCCGCUCUGGGCGGCCGCUACUUCUGGGCCGUGGGCGAGGAGGAAUUUGUGUGCGAGCCCCCCGUGGUGACUCACCGCUCGCCGCCCCUGGCGGUGCCUGCAGGCCGGCCAGCUGCCCUGCGCUGCCGGGCAGUGGGGGACCCCGAGCCUCGCGUGCGUUGGGUGUCACCCCAGGGCCGGCUGGUGGGCAAUUCGAGCCGUGCUCGUGCCUUCCCUAACGGGACGUUGGAGCUGCUGGUCACCGAGCCGGGCGAUGGUGGCAUUUUCACCUGCAUUGCGGCCAAUGCGGCUGGUGAGGCCACCGCGGCUGUUGAGCUGACCGUGGGUCCCCCCCCACCUCCCCAGCUAGCCAACAGCACCAGCUGUGACCCCCCGCGGGACGGGGAUCCUGAUGCCCUCACCCCGCCCUCUGCUGCCUCCGCCUCUGCCUCCGCCUCCGCCAAGGCAGCUGACACUGGGCCCCCUACCGACCGUGGUGUCCAGGUGACUGAGCAUGGCGCCACAGCUGCUCUUGUCCAGUGGCCAGAUCAGCGGCCUAUCCCAGGCAUCCGCAUGUACCAGAUCCAGUACAACAGCUCAGCCGACGACAUCCUCGUCUACAGGAUGAUCCCCGCCGACAGCCGCUCUUUCUUGUUGUCGGACCUGGCGUCGGGCCGCACCUACGAUCUGUGCGUGCUGGCAGUGUACGAGGACGGCGCCACAGGGCUGACGGCCACGCGGCCCGUGGGCUGCGCCCGCUUCUCCACCGAGCCGGCGCUGCGGCCCUGCGGGGCCCCGCACGCACCCUUCCUGGGUGGCACCAUGAUCAUCGCCCUUGGUGGAGUCAUCGUGGCCUCGGUACUGGUCUUCAUCUUCGUGCUGCUUAUGCGCUACAAGGUGCACGGCGGCCAGCCCCCCGGCAAGGCCAAGGCACCCGCACCCGUCAGCAGCGUUUGUUCGCAGACCAACGGCGCCCUGGGCCCCACACCGGCCCCGCCCGCCCCUGAGCCCGCGGCGCCCAGGGCCCACACCGUGGUCCAGCUGGACUGUGAGCCCUGGAGGCCCAGCCACGAACCCAUGGGACCCUAGCCUCUCGCCCACCUCUACGGCCGUUCUGGCCCCAGGGGUGGGAGGACCCAGGCACCCCAUGGGACCUGGCCUCAGA
Molecule: messenger RNA, 2056 nt
Organism: Neomonachus schauinslandi (Hawaiian monk seal)
Lineage: Eukaryota; Metazoa; Chordata; Mammalia; Carnivora; Phocidae
Gene: LRFN3
Product: leucine rich repeat and fibronectin type III domain containing 3
Exons: 3
Coding region: 88-1980 (630 amino acids)
Molecular function (GO): protein binding
Source: RefSeq, a predicted model, not a curated record